Molecule: messenger RNA, 2846 nt
Organism: Salarias fasciatus (jewelled blenny)
Lineage: Eukaryota; Metazoa; Chordata; Actinopteri; Blenniiformes; Blenniidae
Gene: camkk1a
Product: calcium/calmodulin-dependent protein kinase kinase 1, alpha a
Exons: 17
Coding region: 387-1901 (504 amino acids)
Biological process (GO): protein phosphorylation; CAMKK-AMPK signaling cascade
Molecular function (GO): ATP binding; protein serine/threonine kinase activity
Source: RefSeq, a predicted model, not a curated record
AGAGAGAGAGAGAGAGAGAGGGAGAGGGAGAGGGAGAGUGGGCUGGUCUGACCGUGUUUUCCGGAAGAGAGGGUGUGAAACAUGGGACGCAUCUCAGGUCGGCGGCUGAUCCUGAUCCUGCCACACACCUAAACCGCAGAGCCCUCGUGCCGGUCUCUCCGCCUGCCAGACAGCGCGCGGCGUCCAGGCGGGACAUCCCCUCCGGAUCAUCCGCCCGCCCGGAGACGCGUCCCGGCGCGCGGACGCGCUCCUCCGUCCAGGCUCUGCUGAGACCCCGGGUUUUGGCCGCGCAGGCUGGCCCUGGUCACGUUGAUGCUGGUGGCCGCUCCACGGUCCUCCCCCCGCCGCCAUCUGCUCCGACGCCGCUCCCGCCUCCCCCAGCCGCCAUGGCCAUGAGCACCGACCCCGGCUGCGAGGCGCUGGACCCCAACUCCUCCGUGCAGACCAGCAGUCUGACGGACAUCAUGGCCGCCAUGACGACGAAGGACUCGGACGCCAACGGCCUGCGGAGCGGCGGGGCGCAGGCCAGGAGGACGCAGCCGUGCCGGCCUCAUCUGACCGGGAGGAAGCUGUCGCUGCAGGAGAGGGGCACGUACUUGUCGUCGGGCCCCGGUGGAGGCUACACACACAUCUCGCCUCGUGUGGCCCGCAGGCCCACGGUGGAGUGUAAACGUGUUUCCAUAUCAGACUCCCAGGACUGCAUCCAGUUGAACCAGUACAAGCUGAAGAGUGAGAUCGGGAAAGGCUCGUACGGCGUGGUGAAACUCGCCUACAACGAGGACGACGACAAGCAUUACGCCAUGAAGUUGGUGUCUAAGAAGAGGUUAAUGAAGCAGUGUGGCUUUCCACGUCGUCCACCUCCGAGGGGACCAAAGGCAGCUCAAGGAGAGCAACCCAAAAUCCUAGGGCCCCUGGAGCGGGUCUACCAGGAGAUAGCCAUCCUCAAAAAACUGGACCACAUCAACAUUGUCAAGCUGGUGGAGGUGCUGGACGACCCGUCGGAGGACAACCUUCACAUGGUUUUCGAGCUGAUGCGUAAAGGUCCGGUGAUGGAAGUGCCCACAGACAAGCCUUUUUCAGAAGAGCAGGCGCGCUUGUAUUUCAGAGACGUCAUCCUCGGCAUUGAGUACCUGCAUUACCAGAAGAUCGUGCACCGGGACAUCAAACCCUCCAACCUGCUGCUGGGCGACGACGGUCACGUGAAGAUCGCAGACUUCGGAGUCAGCAACCAGUUUGAGGGGAACGACGCCCUGCUGUCCGGCACGGCCGGCACCCCGGCCUUCAUGGCUCCGGAGACCCUGUCGGACAAGCGCAAGAGCUUCAGCGGGAAAGCUCUGGACGUUUGGGCCAUGGGAGUCACCCUGUACUGCUUCGUCUUUGGAAAGUGCCCGUUUAUUGAUGAGUACAUACUGGCUUUGCACAAUAAGAUACGGACCAAACCUGUGGAUUUCCCCGAAACACCAAAGAUCAGUGAAGAGCUGCGGACCCUCAUCCUGCGGAUGUUGGAUAAGAAUCCAGACACCAGGAUCAACAUCCCGGAGAUCAAGAUGGACCAGUGGGUGACCCAGGGAGGCACCGACCCGCUGCCUCUGGAGGAGGAGCACUGCUCGGCGGUGGAGGUGACCGAGGAGGACAUCCAGAACUCGGUCAAGUUCGUCCCCAGCCUCUCCGCAGUGAUUUUGGUGAAGGCCAUGCUGAGGAAGCGCUCCUUCAGCAACCCGUUCGAGUGUCCGAGCAGGCGAGAGGAGCGCUCCAUGUCUGCACCCGGCAGCCUGCUCAUGGACUCGUGGCCCCUCCGGCCCUCUUUAAAACUCCACCCCUCACUCAGAAAGGGGAGCACAGGAGACGGCCCCAGAGAAGGAGAGCUGGAGGACCUGCAUGAAGACGAGCCCUCGUCCUGAGACCUCUCGCCGGCUCGCGCCUCUCGUUCCCCCUCCGACCGGCGUCGCAGUGAAAACUUUCCCCCCCUCGCUUCCUCACAGGCUUCUCCUCCCAAACAGCUCCACCGCUCUCCUCACUGGACGGUGUUUAUCUGUUGCUUUGUGCAUGGUGAGUAAUCAGGCCUCAUCUUCAGACUGAACCACCUGCUCCGGUCAUCUGGACAGAAGAACCUCAUCACAGACUCCGGCAUGUGAACCACAGCGAAUCGUCUCCUCGGGGCUUUUAAUUCCUCAUCCGUCCUUUCUAUAUUGUACAGAAAUGCCUCCAGGCAUCUCGCGUGUCAUUGUUUGAAUACCUGUGCCAUUGAUAGUUUUGAUUUCAGCGGAAAAGGUGCAAGUCCUCUUUCUCCCCUGUGCUGCCUUCACCGACCUCCACCAGCAAAGUGAGAAAGGCACGCUGCUCCAUCGCGCCGCGUCGAGUUAUUCCAGUGUCGUCGUGGCUGUUUGUCGCUGCUUCCUCGUCUCCGUCGUCGUGUGUCGCUCAUCUGUGUAUUUCUGUUGCUUUUUUUCACGUGGAUUUGAUGUGAACUCAACGUGGCAGGAUGAGGACAGUCUGAAGUGCUACACAGGAGAAAAACAAUGCAUCGACAUCCUAAUUUAGACCUUUUUAUUAUGCAAUAUCCCCGACUGCAGAGCUGAUCGAAAGCACAACUCUUGCAGAAGAAAUCGAAUCAUCUCCUCGAAAUCUAGGAGAAAGGGAUUUGACACACACCAUCCUGCAGAAAGUGGUACUUUUGCUUUUACAUCAAUGUGGAAAAUACCUGAGAAGGAUCCUGUUUUUAUUUUAUUUAUUCAGGACUCCAGUCACAUUCAGUUGGUUUUAAUGUGAGCAGGGAGCGUUAAAAGUGAACUUUAACAAAGAGAAGGGAACAUUUCACCCUCACUGCUGUAUUUUUUUUAUGUAAA